AUGCAAUUCAAAGAGUUCAAUGCAACGGUUGCUGCACCCGCUAACCGUGACCAGGAGAGCCCCCACGAGCAACAGCAGAGUCUACUUCUCUCGCGCAUUAUCACCAAUGUCGAGAAACUCAACGAGGCGAUCAUGGUGUUGAAUGGAAAUCUGCAGGAAGUCAACGUGCAAAACAUGAAUGUCGAGCUGGUGGCGCAGAUGUUUAAGAAUUACCAGUCGAAUGUGCUUUUCCAUCUAGAAGCCACGGAGGAGUUGAAGGAGUCAACAUAG
Paracoccidioides lutzii Pb01 is the source of this 270-nucleotide messenger RNA. RefSeq lists its product as hypothetical. Gene Ontology annotation, cellular component: DASH complex; mitotic spindle. Gene Ontology annotation, biological process: attachment of spindle microtubules to kinetochore. The transcript has 5 exons. The coding region runs from base 1 to 270 and encodes 89 amino acids. The record is from RefSeq and is a predicted model, not a curated record.